Mytilus trossulus (common blue mussel) is the source of this 1551-nucleotide messenger RNA. RefSeq lists its product as uncharacterized. Bases 73 to 936 code for a protein of 287 amino acids. Lineage: Eukaryota; Metazoa; Mollusca; Bivalvia; Mytilida; Mytilidae. The transcript has a single exon. The record is from RefSeq and is a predicted model, not a curated record.
UAUCCGGUCAAAAACUAGAACGCUUCACCAACCUUUGAGAAAAACUUCAGUUCGUUUUCUACUUUGUGAAAGAUGACACACUAUACAAUAAACGAGGUGACAUCAGAAAAAUCCGAUGUAACAUUUCGUGGAAUACCUUAUGCUGACGCCGAUAGAACCGGACAUUGGAGUAUAUGGGCGAUAUCAUUACUCUUUCAAGCGAACAGAGCCGUUAGUAUGACGAAUUCCUUUAUGCAUAUGAACAAAUUGCUCAUGAAAAACGUCGGGCAUGUAAUAACAAAACAGAUAUUAGACAUCAACCCAUUGCUUUAUAGAUACACAUACAAGACAUCUAUCAAGUUGAGAUUUAAAAUGGAAAUGAAGGAGAUCGGAAACUCUUCCAUCAUCUUCAGAACUGGUCUAUACGACGGAGAGACCGGUUUAAAACUUGGUCAGAAUGUACUUAAGUUUGUGCAGAUCAACACAGAGACCAGGAAGUCAUUGCCAUUUCCAGACUGGUUUCAAACAAGUUUGUCUCACUUGAAAAUGACCGGGAAUUCAAAGUAUACCAGCCUGAACAGAGCCACCCUUCCUGAAACACCUAAAAACUGUUUCCGAUGGAAAGUUAUUGUUCGUUACAGUGAUCUCGAUAAAAACAUGCAUUCUAAUCAAGCCACUUACUUGAAACUUUUCAUGGACUGUGCUACUAAAGCAUCCACAUCAGGAUAUUAUCGCCAUUUUAAAACUGAUAUGUGCUGGUUUAAUGUGGAACAUGUCUCUAUUAAUUAUAUCGGUGAAAGUUUUGUGGAUGACGAACUUGAGGUUCAUACCUGGCAAGAUAAUUUGGAAGAUUGUAAAAUAUUCUUUUCGUGUUGUAAAGACAAAAAACGGAUUACCUUCGCAGAGUUUAGAUAUGGUUUAGAAAGAACUAAGCUUCUUUCAUCUCCAAAGUUAUAGCUUCAUGCAUCAAUAAACACACAACUAUAUGUAAUUGGAUACUUCUUAUAUACUAUUCAUUGAAUAUAUUGGAUUAUAAUCAGUUCAAUCUAACUGAUAAUAAUAUGUUUAGUGCUCAGUCAAGAAUUAAGUUCUGCCAUGCAAUUUAUGCACAUUUGUAUGUAAUACUAUAAUUCAUAUAAAUAUAACAAUGUAUAAUGAGAGAUAAUAUAUUUUUACUUUACUUACAUGUACCUCUGAUAAGUUACAAUGCAAACAUGAUAUGUUGUGUGCACAACUGUGACGAGAAACAGAGAUACUUGAAAAAAAGUGUUUUUUUAAAACAAUUGAAAAUACUCAGGGUUUAUCAUGUUUAUAAAUCAAGAUGAGAGAUUAAUUAAAAUUUAUGAAUACUAACCUGUGUCUACUUAUUCUAAUAUAUAUGAUAUAUAUGCAAAUUCCUUUAUCAUGUUUAUUGAAUGUAUUGACCUCAAGGUUUUUUCUGUGCAACAAUGACAUGGUAAAUAUGCAAGCAGCAUGAUAUUGGAAGAAAUUUAAAAAAAGGUUGAAGUACUACAUUUGUAGUACAUGUAUUUCCCGAGACUAGAGUAUAUAUAUAUAUCAAAAUAUUAUUGC